UCCUCCUCCUCCUCCCUCUCUCCCCCCCCUACUAAUAAAGUAGGCGCAUACAUUUGCUUAUCUACUCUCGGAGUAUACUGUCAACAACCACCCGCAAUAACAAACUUCGAUUUGUCACCUGCGGGCAGGUAGUGCCACUAUCCUUCACCCAAACAACCCCGCGUACUGCUAGACAAGUACUCGCAAACGAAUUCUCAAUAGACGCUCAGAUCCUCAACACCGUAAACCGUACUUCACCCAAUCAAUCCACCACAUUCAAAUGAGCAAAGCAUCCACCGCUAGCCUGCCAAAGACACAGCCAUCUACUCCAGCCUCAGGUAGCUCAACGCCCGCAACAGCAGCCAGUAGCACACAGGCAACCCGUCCCGUCUCCGCCUGGUCCAGGGGGCCACCUCUCACCGCCCGCACAGCCCCGACCACCGCGCCCUUAUCUGCUGUUCCCACCUCUGCCCCUGCCUCCGCCCCUGCUCCUGCUCCUGCUCCGGUACCUUCAUCCGCCCCAGCACAGAAAUCUGCAUGGAACACACCAGCACAGGCUAGUCAGCCUCCGAGCGGGACGGUCACCCCGACCGGAACAGGAACAGGAACGCAUGCGCGUAAAGCUAGCAGCGUCGUCAAGGAUGGUAUUGCCGCUGUAGCGGGAAACGGAGCUUCGAAGCCUGGGUCCGCGAUGAGCUUUGGGAGCGUGGGCGAGAACGCUAGAUCCACGCCGACUGCUGCUCCUGCUAGUGCUCCACCCACAGCGACUGUCGCUGACGCGAAGACGUUCGGCUCCCUGCCUGCUACUGCUAAAAAGGACGAAAGUGCAUCGAAAAAGGAUGCUCCUGCUGCCUCUGCUUCCUCCGAGAAGCCAGCGGAGAAACCAAAGGAUCACAAGCCUAAGAAGAAGGUGGACUUGAACGCGUUAUUCCAAGUCGUCCCUCAGCCGUCGAGCUCCGCUCCAUCCCCGUCUCCUAGUACGACAGCUGGACCUUCUCUCCCUCCCACAUCCCCUCCUCCUGCGGGUACCCCAGUGACCGGCCGCCCACCCACAGGGCAGGGACAAAGCAAUAUCUACAACUCGAUCCCGAUGCGCCCCCCGCCUCAGAACAUGCCAAUGAUGCAAAACAUGCCUAUGAUGCCUGGGAACAUGCGGCCUUUUGUCCCUAGUGGGCCAGGCAGGGGCGGACCACCAGGUCAAGGACCGAACGGUGUUCCUCGCCCUGAGCCUGCUGGGGCUGGGCGAGGUGCUGGGCCUGGCCCAGGCCCGGGUCAAGGACAACAGCCUGGAAGCCCACCACCACAUGGCAGGGGGAUGAUGUCCCCUAUGAUGGGGAUGAUGUCCUCCGGUCCGGGGCAGCAAUGGGCCUACUACCCGGGCUUGCCCCACCCUUAUUAUCCGGAAGGACAGCCGAUGCCUAACUCACCUUAUACUUACUGGCCGCAAGUCCAGGUCCCACAUCCGGGGAUGCCUAUGCAAGGCCAGCAGUACCCCCACCCGAUGCAGCAACAGCAAGGGAUGGUCCCCGUUCCUGUGCAGAUGCAGUUCCAAGGAGGUCCCGGACCGGGACAAGGGCCAGGGCAGCAGCUUCUGGUUCCUCAGCACACUAUGUCCCCUGGAGCACACGGUCGUCCUCUUCCAGGUCCUGGACCAGGAGCACAACAACAGCCUCUCCCAGGUCCGGGGACUCCCAUCUCCAUCUCCGGCCUACCUAGUCCGUUACCCUCCCACGUCCACCCUCCUGGCCAGCCCAUACCUCAAGGUAUCCAGCAGCUUCCUCCUACCCCUCUCCCACACCCCUCGACCCCCUCCACGCUGCGUUCCGCCCUCCCGGGACCUAACCCCCCCAACAACCCGAACUUCCGCUAUCCCGCCCCCACCCCUACCCCCGGCGCACCCGGACCAGGAUCCCUCACCGGGCCACCGACACCGGGAGGGGCGAGUCAGCUGAAUUCCCGCGCUACGGAAUUCGUACCCUCCUCGGCUAGGAAAACGAUCAAGAUCACCCGGGAUGAUGGGACUCCUGUCUCUCUCUCGGCUUUCUCUACUCAUUCUCACGGGAGGUCUGCGUCCGUCAUUGGCUCUGGCGCUUCGGCGAGAGGGUCACCUGCCCCGGGGACUCUGGAGUUGAAGGAUACGAAAGAGGUCAAGAGGGUUGUGGUUAGGUUGGAGAGUGAGGCUGAUAAGGCUCGCCGGGAGCGGGAGGCGAAGGAGAAGGAAGAAAAGGAGGCUAAGGAGCGGGAGGCGAAGGAGAAAGAGGAGAGGGAGGCGAGGGAGAAGGAGGAAAGGGAGGCUAAGGAGAAGGAGGAACGGGAGGCUAGGGAGAAGGAGGAGCUGGAGAGGAAGAAACGGGAAGAGGAAGAGAGGGAGAAGGAGCGCCUUCUUGCGGAGGAGAAGGAGAAGGAGAAAGCUAGGCUUGCGGCUGAAGCUGAGGCUGCGGCUGCGGCUAAGGCGAAAGCGAAAGCGAAAGCUGAAGCUGAGGAAGCGGAGGAGAAAGCGAGAAAAGAGGAAGAAGCGCGUGUCAAGGCUGAGGCUUUGGCCGCUGCUGCCCUCGUCGCUGCCGCUGCUGCCAAAGCCGAAGAGCAGCAGAAAGAGCUCGAGCGGCGGCAAGCGCAAGCGGAAGAACUGGCAGAAAAAGCCGAUACUCUCUCUGCUCUACCCUCUGCUGGUGCUUCUGCUUCCCAAACUCCUACUUCUCCCUCAACACCUGACCUUUCCGCGGCGUCUAUCUCCCUUAAACCCCUCAACGGAGGGUUCUCGGACGCGAAGAUCCGCCGUCCUGUUCCUGGUGCGCUGGACCUCAAGUCCGCCUUAAACGCAGCGGCCAAGUCUGCCCCUCCGCUCUCUUCUGCCCAGGCUUCCGCCCUGCUCUCCGCCCGCCCAAUAGAAGACAUAAACGCCAUCCAGUACCCCGCAGGCAUCCGCACGCCCAACCCGGACUUGAACGCACAUGGCCCGCCUGGCAAGUUCAGGUACGACAGGGACUUCCUCAUGCAGUUCAUGAACGUGUGCAAGGACAGGCCCGAAACGCUCCCACCGCUCGACGCGAUCGGCAUAGAGAACUCGGACGCGAUGACACAGCAGUAUCCUCAGGGCGGCGGGCGGGCGCCCGGCGGGCCCCAGGACAGGCGGAACAGGGCUUCCGUUAGCGGCAAGCUUGGACUUGGGAUCACUGGGAAUCCCGGAGCACCAUUUGCCGGCAAAGGCGGUUUCUCGAUGGGCAACUUCCAGGCUCCUGUGCGUGCUGGUGCGGAGGGAGAUAGGUACAGGAGCGUCUCUUCCUUUGCUGGCCCGGCUGGGGUCGCUCUCGUCGGAAGGCCGGUGGCGAUGACGCGUACUGCUAGUGGGAGUGGGCUUUCUGGCCAAGUACCUGGUAGUCCCGGUGGUGGGAACAGGAACAGGAGCUUGCGUGGUCGUCAGCGGCCUGAGAGUAGACAACCAUCUCAGAUGAUCCCGCCCCCUAACACUCCUGGCUUCGAACCGAUCGAGCCCCUGCAGAAAUCAGAAAAUCGCUGGAAACCCCAGCUCGCUGUGCCCCGGAGUCAGCGGGAUCGUGAACCGGCCGACACGCCCGAGAUGGUCGAGCGGAAAGUCAAGGCGUUGCUCAACAAGCUCACGCUGGAAAAGUUCGACUCUAUUUCGGACCAGAUCGUCGGUUUCGCCAACCGUUCCGAGCAGGAGACGGACGGCCACACGCUUAUUCAUGUCAUCAAACUCGUGUUUGAGAAAGCGACUGACGAGCCUGCGUGGAGCGAGAUGUACGCGCGUUUGUGUCGGAAACUCAUGGAGCGUAUUAGCCCCAAGGUGUUUGACGUCCAGGUCAAGAAUGCCGAGGGGACGCUUAUCGUCGGCGGCCAGCUUUUCCGCAAGUACCUCUUGAAUAGGUGUCAGGAGGACUUUGAGCGUGGCUGGGCUGCUAGGCGCCAGCUUGCGGAGGAGAACGCGGGUGGACAUGGGAAGGAGGGAGAGGAGGCGAUCUUUUCUGACGAGUACUACGCUGUGCAGAAAGCGAAGCGCCGGAGUCUGGGUCUGGUCAAGCUCAUCGGUGAGCUGUUCAAGCUCCAGAUGCUUACCGAGCGGAUCAUGCACGAGUGUAUACGCAAGAUGUUGGCCAACGUCGAGAACCCCGAAGAGGAGGAAAUCGAGUCCCUUUGCAAGCUUUUGACGACUGUGGGCCAGCAGCUGGAUACGGAGAAGGCAAAGGCGCACAUGACGAUCUACUUCCAGAGAAUGAAGGAGAUGGUCAAGAUCCUGAGAGAACGUGCGGAAAGGAAGGAAGUUUCUUCUCGGAUGAUGUAUAUGCUCCAGGAUAUUAUUGAUCUCCGUGAGAGGUACAACUGGCAACCUAGACAGAAGGGCUCCGCCCCGGGUCCUAUGACCAUCGCAGAGGUUCAUCAAGCUGCUGAGCGUGAGCAAGCCCAGAAAGAGGCGGAGAAAGUUCGGCAAGCUAUGUCCCGAGGCGGGUCACGGCGCGGGGAUCCCCGCGAAUACGGUCCCGAUGGUUGGCAGAACGUGCCCAGUGGACCGGCUGCCAGAGCACCGGCUCCUGCAAAAGCUGGAGAUCUGUCCAAGUUCGGCAACAUCAGCAAGCAAAGCGGCCCGAUUGGCGGCUUCGGUCCUUCGAACGUGUUCAAGAAAGCUGAUCCCAAGGUUGCUCGUUCUGAGGCUGCUGCUACGCCCACAAGGACGAACAUGUUCAACAUCCUUAAUGCGGCAGAUGGCACAGCAGAAACAGAGGCUAUGGCACACAAGGCACCUAGUCGGAAACCUAGUGUCGACCUCUCCGCAGGCGCUGCCGCACAGGAAGCCGGUGGACAGAGGAAGAGGCUCAAGCUGCUUCCUCGUUCGAUCCCUCUGGCAAAAGACGAGGAAAGUGCACCACCGUCCGCCGUCGAGAGCAUCGAUGAAGUUGCUGGCAUGUCCGAGCAGAAGGCAGAGGCAUUGAUCAAGGAAGACAUCCAAGAGUUCUGGCAGGUUGGCGAUCUUGGUGAAGCUGCCAACUACUUCAAGGAUCUGCCGUCGAACUACCAUGACAAACUGAUCGACAAAUUCGUCAGCGACGCACUCAACAAGAAGGAUGCGGACAUCGUAAUGGUUGCGGGUGUAUUCUCUCGCUGUGCGGCUGCCGGAACAGUGUCGCCAGAGUCCUUCAAGAAAGGUCUUCUCCCGACCAUCGAGUUCUUGGAUGAUGUCGCUGUCGAUGUGCCUCAGGCUUAUCCCUUCAUGGCAAAACUCCUAAAAGGGACACAGUUGUCUCAAGCUGACUUGGAAGAGCUGGCUAGUAAGAUUAGCGUAGAGGGCAGCCCACUUGUUGCGCCCAAGGACAAGCUCCUGAAAGAAGUGGCCAAGUUAGCAUGAUGAUUCCCACGUGCAACAAUAUUCCAUAUCCACAAUUCAUUGCACUUUUCUCAUGAUGCAGACCUGUCUAUAACUCCUUUGCACAUAUUUGUAGCAUGCACCGUAAUGCGUCUACAUACAUUUUACUUUCUGUUGUUCAUCCUCUAAUUGCUGGUUAUUCCUUUUCGAUCUCAGCUGGUAGUGGUUUUCCUUCGAUGUAGAUCCUUGCGAGCUGGUUGUAGCAUUACUACUUUCGGGAAAAUCCACCGCUUCCCUGACUAGUGCAAUGGAUAGACUUAAC
Molecule: messenger RNA, 5618 nt
Organism: Dacryopinax primogenitus
Lineage: Eukaryota; Fungi; Basidiomycota; Dacrymycetes; Dacrymycetales; Dacrymycetaceae
Exons: 6
Coding region: 260-5338 (1692 amino acids)
Cellular component (GO): eukaryotic translation initiation factor 4F complex
Molecular function (GO): protein binding; mRNA binding; translation initiation factor activity
Source: RefSeq, a predicted model, not a curated record